CCCGGGCCGCGCGCCUUAGCGCGCGCGCACGCACACACACUCCCCCUUUUCCUGUACCAACCACCUUCUCAAGUUGUAGCGGUCGCUCACCGGGGGUUCUCCGUGGGCGGCCGACGGGCGCGCGGGGGAGGGGUUCGGACCGCUCACUGCUGAGAGGAGCGAGGGUGUGCACGCGGAGGGCCGGGGCGGCGAGCCACGGCCCCGGGCGAUGAGGGGCCGGCCCUGACCGGGAAGAGCGGGCACCGCGGCUGCGGCUCCGAGGGGACCUGCAAUGGCAGCGUCCCGGGAGGAGGCUCCAGGCAGGGCGGGCUGCGCGGGCAGCGGCCGUUGAGGUGCUGGCCGGCCGGCUGGCUGGCAACCGGGGCGGAAGGGACGAGCGGCGCGCUCGGCGUCUGCACCCCCGCGCCCUCGCCUCAGUUGUCUAAACUUCGGGCUCCCUUCCACCCGCCCUCCGCGCCCGGAGUCAACAACUUCUUCACCCCCCUCCGCCCCCGCCCUUCCCUCCGUCAGCCCCGGGAGCUCGCCGCGCGGCGGGGACCAGGAACCUCGGGCGCUGAGAUGUGGCCGUGAGGCGUCGGCGGGUGGCGAGGAGCAGCUCGGCGGCGUCCCGGAGCCGGAGGGCGGUGGGGCUGGGGCGAAGGGGCGCGAGCUUUCCGCGCCUCUCCCCCUCCUCCUCCUGCCGCCGCUGCCCGUGCCUUGCAAGCAGCAGCCGGAGCUGCCAAGCGCCAGGGCCGCGGAGAUGUCGUCUUCGUCGCCGCCGGCGGGGGCUGCCAGCGCCGCCAUCUCGGCCUCGGAGAAAGUGGACGGCUUCACCCGGAAAUCGGUGCGCAAGGCGCAGAGGCAGAAGCGCUCCCAGGGCUCGUCGCAGUUCCGCAGCCAGGGCAGCCAGGCGGAGCUGCACCCCUUGCCCCAGCUCAAAGAUGCCACUUCAAAUGAACAACAAGAGCUUUUCUGUCAAAAGUUGCAGCAGUGUUGUAUACUGUUUGAUUUCAUGGACUCUGUUUCAGACUUGAAGAGCAAAGAAAUUAAAAGAGCAACACUAAAUGAACUGGUUGAGUAUGUUUCAACUAAUCGUGGUGUAAUUGUUGAAUCAGCGUAUUCUGAUAUAGUAAAAAUGAUCAGUGCUAACAUCUUCCGUACUCUUCCUCCAAGUGAUAACCCAGAUUUUGAUCCAGAAGAGGAUGAACCCACGCUUGAGGCCUCUUGGCCUCACAUACAACUGGUGUAUGAAUUCUUCUUGAGAUUUUUGGAGAGCCCUGAUUUCCAGCCUAGCAUUGCAAAGCGAUACAUUGAUCAGAAAUUUGUACAACAGCUCCUGGAGCUUUUUGAUAGUGAAGAUCCCAGAGAACGUGACUUCCUGAAGACUGUUCUACACCGAAUUUAUGGAAAAUUUCUUGGAUUAAGAGCAUUCAUCAGAAAACAAAUUAACAACAUUUUUCUCAGGUUUAUAUAUGAAACAGAACAUUUCAAUGGUGUUGCUGAACUCCUUGAAAUAUUAGGAAGUAUUAUCAAUGGCUUUGCAUUGCCACUGAAAGCAGAACAUAAACAAUUUCUAAUGAAGGUUCUUAUUCCUAUGCAUACUGCAAAAGGAUUAGCUUUGUUUCAUGCUCAGCUAGCCUACUGUGUGGUACAGUUCCUGGAGAAAGAUACAACACUAACAGAACCAGUCAUCAGAGGACUGCUGAAAUUUUGGCCAAAAACAUGCAGUCAGAAAGAGGUGAUGUUUUUAGGAGAAAUUGAAGAAAUCUUAGAUGUCAUUGAACCAACACAGUUCAAAAAGAUUGAAGAGCCACUUUUUAAGCAGAUAUCCAAGUGUGUAUCCAGUUCUCAUUUUCAGGUUGCAGAAAGGGCAUUGUAUUUCUGGAAUAAUGAAUAUAUUCUCAGUUUAAUUGAGGAGAAUAUUGAUAAAAUUCUGCCAAUUAUGUUUGCCAGUUUGUACAAAAUUUCCAAAGAACACUGGAAUCCGACCAUCGUAGCACUGGUAUACAAUGUGCUGAAAACCCUAAUGGAAAUGAAUGGCAAGCUUUUUGAUGACCUCACUAGCUCAUACAAAGCUGAAAGACAGAGGUAUUUGAUAUUUUGAAUUACAAAAUUUACCUACA
This is a messenger RNA of Propithecus coquereli (Coquerel's sifaka), 2102 nucleotides long. RefSeq names its product protein phosphatase 2, regulatory subunit B', alpha (gene PPP2R5A). The transcript has 12 exons. Gene Ontology annotation, biological process: signal transduction; protein dephosphorylation. The record is from RefSeq and is a predicted model, not a curated record. The coding region runs from base 740 to 2083 and encodes 447 amino acids. NCBI's taxonomy places the organism in Eukaryota, Metazoa, Chordata, Mammalia, Primates, Indriidae. Gene Ontology annotation, cellular component: protein phosphatase type 2A complex; cytosol; nucleus. Gene Ontology annotation, molecular function: protein phosphatase activator activity.